UUUAUUGCUGAUGUGUCUUCCGAAACGCAUGCGAGGCGAAAGUUCAGAGGAUAAGUUGCAAUACAUUGUUUUUCUUUUGUUGUAAACGAAAAUGUCGAAAGACACAAAUCCCAAGGAUGCGUUGAUUAGCGCUGCUUAUGCCGAUGUCAACAAAUUUGCCAAUAAUCGUGAAUUCGAUAAGGCAGUCAAAGCUGUAAAUCGCAUUUUGGGCGUAGCUCCAGAUGAUGCCACAGCUUUGCACUGUAAGGUCGUUUGUCUAGUGCAGCUGUCCAAGUUCGAGGAAGCCCACAAGUUUAUUGAAAAGAAUCGGCUUAGCUCUUCUCUAAUCUUUGAGAAGGCAUACUGUGAAUAUCGCUUAAACAAGCAGCUUCAAGCUCUUAAGACCAUAGAUGAUGCCGGGGUGCAACCACUGCCAGCUAAUCUUAAAGAAUUGCGCACUCAGAUCCUAUACCGCUUGGAACGCUACGAGGAAUGCCUGGACUCGUACAAAGACAUCAUCAAGAACACCAGCGACGAGUACGAAGAUGAACGACGCACCAAUCUGAGCGCAGUGGCUGCCAAUUUGGCUCUGGACAAGAACAAGGAUGUACCCGAAGUGCCCGAGGAGACGUAUGAACAAUACUUCAAUAGCGCUUGCAUUCAAUCCAAUCGCCAAAAGUAUGUGGAAGCCGAGCGGAAGCUACGCACCAGCGAGAAGUUGUGUCGCGAAUUUCUCGAAGAGGAGGGUUCCUCUGAGGAGGAGAUUGUUGAGGAAUUGGAUGUGAUUCGUGUCCAAUUGGCCUAUUGUCUGCAACUGCAGGGCAAGGUAAAGGAAGCCAGCAUUAUCUAUGCGGAUUGCUUGCGCCACAAGCCCAAGGAUGUGGCAUUGGUUGCGGUGGCAAGCAAUAACUCGGUUGUCAUUAACAAAGAUCAGAAUGUGUUUGACUCCAAGAAGAAGAUACGCGCCGCUCUGGCAGAAGCAUGUGAUGCUAAGCUCACGUCCCGCCAGAAGCAGAUAAUUGCCGUGAAUAAUUGUCUGCUGGCUUUGUAUACCAAUGCCAGUGACCAAGUGCAACAGCUGAGCCAAAAGCUAGCUCAGACCUAUCCGCAGGUCGAAUUCGAGUCUGUGCUAAUACGCUGCAGUCAGUUGGCCAAGGACAAAAAGCACAAAGAGGCGAUUGUAUUGCUUCAAAAGUUUGCAUCGUCGCAUCAAUCUCUUGAGUUUGUCACGAAGUUUGCCAUCAUUCAGUUGCAAUUGCAGCAAGGUAAUCGAAAGGAUGCCAUUGAGACGCUGCUCUCUUUGGGUGAGGCCAAAUACAAGCCGGGUAUUGUAUCCGCCUUGGUCUCCCUUUAUCAGGGCACUAAUAACACGCCGGCGGCUUCAGCCCUGCUAAAGUCAGCCGUUGAAUGGUAUAAGCAGAACAAUGUAAGCAGCGGCGAUCUCUCCGAUAUGUGGCGCCAGGCGGCAGAGUUUCAUUUGCGUGGAGGCGCCCCCGAGACUGCAGCCGGUUCCUUGGAAGAGCUGCUUAAGCUCAAUCCCAACGACAUGAAGGUAUUGGCACAGCUGGUCAUUGCCUAUGCCAAAUUCAAUCCCAAACGAGCAUUGGAGAUGAGUCGCAAACUCCCCAAACUGGAGACAUUGACAACGGCUUCCGAAAUUGAUGCUCUCGAAGCGGCCAAUUGGGUAAUGUCCACCAAGGCUGCAAAGAAGUCGGCCGGCAAGAUUGAACCCUCACCCAGUACUCCUGCGGAUAAGAAAAGACAUAACAAUCGCAAGCGUAAAGGCAAACUACCCAAGAACUACAAUGCUGAAGUGGGACCCGAUCCCGAACGCUGGUUACCCAAAUACGAGAGAACUGGUUUCCGUAAGAAGCGUGGCGGUGCUCGCGGCAAGGACGUCAUCAAGGGAUCCCAGGGCAUGGCCACAGGAGCAGCUGAUCAAUAUGAUAUGUCCAAUCGCGUUAAUCUGAGCAAGCAAUCCCCUGCGACACCCGUUUACCGUGAGGAAGCCGCUCCCGGACCUAGGCAACAGCAUCGCAAGGGUGGCCACAAAAAGAAGAAGGGCGGUCGUUUCUAAAUAAUGAUAAAUUUAUUACACAACCGUAUAAUUAAUAUAAAAUGGUUUUUGCAUGAAAAAUAA
Molecule: messenger RNA, 2119 nt
Organism: Drosophila willistoni
Lineage: Eukaryota; Metazoa; Arthropoda; Insecta; Diptera; Drosophilidae
Gene: Srp72
Product: signal recognition particle subunit SRP72
Exons: 3
Coding region: 92-2056 (654 amino acids)
Biological process (GO): SRP-dependent cotranslational protein targeting to membrane
Cellular component (GO): signal recognition particle, endoplasmic reticulum targeting
Molecular function (GO): protein binding; 7S RNA binding; ribosome binding
Source: RefSeq, a predicted model, not a curated record